AUGCGGGUGACCCGGGGAGACGUGUUCGCCUUGCCAGAGGACGACUACCUCGACUACAGCUUCACCGUUGACUUCAGCACGGUGGAGGGCACCAAGGCAGCUCCCACAGAACUGCCCACGUCCCUGUUGACGGCGCAGCCCACGUGGGAGAGCAACCCAGGCCCCGAGGAGAUGCUGACGGAAGUGCCCAUGGAGGAGGUACCCAGCACCAUGCCGGAUGGGUUCGGGGCGCAGGACCCCAUGGAAGAGCCCGAGGAGCUGUGUAGCAGGAAACCUUUUGACGCCUUCACCGAUCUGAAGAACGGUUCCCUUUAUGCUUUCCGAGGGAAGUACUUCUACGAGCUGGAUGAGACGAGCGUGCGGCCCGGCUACCCCAAGCUCAUCAGUGACGUCUGGGGCAUCGAGGGCCCCAUUGAUGCGGCCUUCACCCGCAUCAACUGCCAGGGCAAGACUUACCUGUUCAAGGGCAGCCAGUACUGGCGCUUUGAUGACGGAGCCCUGGACCCUGGGUACCCACGCGACAUCUCCGAGGGCUUCGAAGGCAUCCCAAACAGCAUCGAUGCGGCCUUUGCCCUUCCUGCGCACAGCUACCAUGGCAAUGAGAGAGUCUAUUUCUUCAAGGACAAGUACUACUGGUCCUACGACUUCGCCCACCAGCCCACGCAGGCCGACUGCGAGAAGUCCUCCCCCUCAACCGUGUUCAACCACUACGCCUUCAUGAACCGCGACAGCUGGGAGGACGUCUUCCAGAUCCUCUUCGGCGGCAGGAUGAGUAAGGGCUGGGCCCGGCCCAGGGGAAAGGGCCGGUUUGUCUUUAAUAGAGAUGCCAAAGGGUCCCACCUUGUCACCCGUGCUCAGGCAGCUGGCAAAAACUAA
Pygoscelis adeliae (Adelie penguin) is the source of this 876-nucleotide messenger RNA. It is a transcript of the gene VTN, whose product is annotated as vitronectin. The record is from RefSeq and is a predicted model, not a curated record. Gene Ontology annotation, biological process: cell-matrix adhesion; cell adhesion mediated by integrin. The transcript is spliced from 6 exons. NCBI's taxonomy places the organism in Eukaryota, Metazoa, Chordata, Aves, Sphenisciformes, Spheniscidae. Gene Ontology annotation, molecular function: extracellular matrix binding. The coding region runs from base 1 to 876 and encodes 291 amino acids.